AUGGCUGGCGGGGAAGGAACGGGCUCCGGCGUGCCGGAGUGCCGGGAGCACCUCUUCAAGGUGCUGGUGAUCGGGGAGCUGGGCGUGGGUAAGACCAGCAUUAUCAAGCGCUACGUGCACCAGCUCUUCUCCCAGCACUACCGGGCCACCAUCGGGGUGGAUUUCGCCCUCAAAGUCAUCAACUGGGACAGCAAGACCCUGGUGCGGCUGCAGCUCUGGGAUAUAGCAGGCCAGGAGCGCUUUGGAAAUAUGACCAGAGUAUACUACAAAGAGGCAGUUGGCGCUUUUGUGGUCUUUGAUGUCACAAGAGGUUCCACUUUCGAGGCUGUUUCAAAAUGGAAGCAUGAUUUGGACAGUAAAGUACUACUUCCUAAUGGCAGCCCAAUCCCUGCUGUUCUUCUUGCAAACAAAUGUGACCAGAAGAAAGAUGGCAGCCAGAAUCCCUCUCAAAUGGACCAGUUCUGCAGAGAAGGUGGCUUUGCUGGAUGGUUUGAAACCUCUGCCAAGGACAACAUCAACAUAGAUGAAGCUGCUCGAUUCUUGGUGGAAAACAUCCUUGCCAACUACAAAACCUUCCCUAAUGAAGAGAAUGAUGUGGGGAAACCAAAACUGGACCUAGACCCAUUGAAAGCAGAGAGUAAAUCACAGUGCUGCUAAUGCUACCACUGUUCAGUAAAUGUGAUGGGAUGAGCAGCAAGACUGUUCCUUAACUCAAACCGCUGCUAUGGUGCUGCGUUGUGACAAUCCAUAUGGGGUGUCUGGUAUUAUCUGAAUAGGUGAUUCUUGUGGGUGUUUACAUAUUCUUGUUUAGCAUGAAACUGAGUAUCUUGUGAGUUAUCAUUCCACUUGCUUGAGUGGCUGCAUCUAUGAUUAGUGUCGUCUUGAGAACAUAAGGUAGUGUUUACACUCCUAAAAAGGAACAAAGACAACAUUCAGGCUCCAGUUUGCUUCUAGGACAUAUGCUACAUUCCAAAUAGGACUUGCUUACCAUGGUUUUAGCUGAAUGGACACUUGCACCUUUACUG
Nipponia nippon (crested ibis) is the source of this 1025-nucleotide messenger RNA. RefSeq names its product RAB32, member RAS oncogene family (gene RAB32). Gene Ontology annotation, cellular component: phagocytic vesicle; lysosome; trans-Golgi network. The record is from RefSeq and is a predicted model, not a curated record. NCBI's taxonomy places the organism in Eukaryota, Metazoa, Chordata, Aves, Pelecaniformes, Threskiornithidae. Gene Ontology annotation, molecular function: GTP binding; GTPase activity. Gene Ontology annotation, biological process: phagosome-lysosome fusion; endosome to lysosome transport.